AUGGAUGAGGCCAAUAAGUCCAUUGUGUCUGAGUUUGUUUUGCUAGGACUCUCCAACUCCUGGGAGCUGGAGAUGUUUCUCUUCAUGAUCUUUUCAUUAUUUUAUGUGGCAACAAUGGUGGGUAAUAGUGUCAUAGUCAUCACAGUUAUAGCUGACUCUCAUCUACACUCCCCUAUGUAUUUCCUGCUCACCAACCUUUCCAUCAUUGAUAUGUCUCUUGCUUCCUUUGCCACUCCCAAGAUGAUUACAGAUGACCUCACUGGACAUAAAACCAUCUCUUUUGAUGCUUGUAUAACCCAAAUAUUUUUUCUACACCUUUUCACUGGUACUGAGAUAAUUUUACUCAUGGCUAUGUCCUUUGAUAGGUAUAUUGCAAUAUGCAAGCCCCUCCGCUAUGCUUCAAUUAUAAGCCCCCGCGUGUGUGUUGCUCUCAUGGUGGCUGCCUGGGUUGUGGGAGCCAUGCAUUCAAUGAGCCAGGUCAUAUUUGCCCUCACAUUACCAUUCUGUGGUCCCAAUAAGGUAGACAGUUUUUUCUGUGACCUUCCUGUGGUGUUCCAGCUGGCUUGUGUAGAUACUUAUGUUCUGGGCCUCUUUAUGAUCUCAACAAGUGGCAUAAUUGCCUUGUCCUGCUUUAUUCUUUUAUUCAAUUCUUAUGUUAUUGUCCUGGUUACUAUCAAGCACCAUUCUUCAAAGGGAUCAUCUAAGAAGCUUUCAACGUGCACUGCUCAUUUCAUUGUUGUCUUCAUGUUCUUUGGGCCAUGCAUCUUCAUCUACAUGUGGCCACUAAGCAGCUUUCUGGCAAACAAAAUCCUGUCUGUGUUUUAUACCAUUUUUACUCCCAUUCUGAACCCAAUAACCUAUACCUUGAGGAAUCAAGAAGUAAAAACAGCUAUGAGGAAACUGAAGAAUAAGUUUCUGAAUUCCAACGAGGCAACCCCUUCUCAUUAUUUUUAG
Messenger RNA from Choloepus didactylus (southern two-toed sloth), 954 nucleotides. RefSeq names its product olfactory receptor 4K2. Lineage: Eukaryota; Metazoa; Chordata; Mammalia; Pilosa; Megalonychidae. Gene Ontology annotation, biological process: G protein-coupled receptor signaling pathway. Gene Ontology annotation, cellular component: membrane. Gene Ontology annotation, molecular function: G protein-coupled receptor activity; olfactory receptor activity. The coding region runs from base 1 to 954 and encodes 317 amino acids. The transcript has a single exon. The record is from RefSeq and is a predicted model, not a curated record.